AUGGCUAGUGGACAAGGCCCGAGUAAUCGAGCACCGAGACCAGUCAGUGUUUCCAAGGAUGAAGAUUAUGCCAGACGGCUACAGGAAGAAGAAAACGCAGCAGCUUUAGAGGAGGAUGAACAAUUAGCCAGAAGAAUGCACAGACACAUAAACGUUAUGCCUGGACCUGUGAUGAGGCUGAGGGGGGAAGAGGCACACCCACCUCCAGCACCCCCUCUCAGAUCCAUGACCCCCAUAACACAACUGUUCGCAGAUUUAGUUGUCCAUGCAAGCAGCAGGGGUGGUCAAAGACAGAAUCAGACAAAUGCUUUGUCUGAGAGUGAAGAAGAUGAUUCAGACUCUGAUACAGACACCACGGUAGAGGAAAACUCCCCUAAUGCCUCCCCCGUAGUACCAGUCCCCCGGGGUCAGAGGGGGAGAGGAGGGAGGGGGACAACCACCGCCAGGAGAUCUGUUCACGGCAUGAGACCAACGGAAACUGACGUGGUGGUCACACCUGCCCCCUCUGUGACUCCCACUCGAAGAGGGGGAACACGAGGGAGAAGCCGAGGCAGAGCCCCGAGGAGAGGGAGGGGUGCAGGCAGGAUAUCAGUGACGAGGAGACAGGAUACCUCAGACACCCCCUCAGGUGCCCCACAGAUAAUGGAACCUAGUGCCCUGCCCCUGUCUAUGGCCCUGAAUCGCCCAGAGCUCCCCAGGGGAGAGACCGAGCCAGAGAUAAUGCUACUUAACGGAAGGCAGAGCAACGCCAAUGCUGAGGAUCGCUUUAUACAUAUAAUGAGGGAUCCAAUGUUGUUGAUUCUCUUCCUGAUGGGACGCAGGCCAGAGUUACUUGUUCCUGAUGAUGUGGAUCCUAAUGAUUAUGAAUCUCUAUGGGAACUGGCUGAGAGAAUUGGUGAAGUGAAGAAUCGUGGGAUGGAGGAGAAGGAAAUUAAGGCGCUGCCUGUGAAGACGUACACCUCUAAAACACAGAUCUACACCGAGGAUCACGAAGGACCAGGGUGUAGAGUGUGUCUAUCUUCAUACAAAAGUGGGGAUAAACUCUGUACUCUACCGUGUAAACAUGACUACCAUGCUGCUUGUGUCAAAGAAUGGUUGAAGAGAAAUGCAAACUGUCCAAUAUGUCGACAUGAUAUGAAACCGAGUUAAAAAGAGAAAACUUGGGUCAUUCACAGCACAAAGGGAGGACUGCAGGAUGUGAUGGUGAAUGUAUACAUUUUAUGAAAGAAGCUUUAAGUGCUUAAACUUUUAUAGUUUACAGAAAAUUCUGUAUUGAAUCUUUUUGUAGAUCCCCUUUUUUAAACGUUGUACAAUUUUUUUUUCUCCAGAUUUAAUAUUGAUUUAUUUAAAAUAUUGUCAAAAAUAAUGAAAGUAAAUCAGACAUCAUGCGAUUUUUGAUCAACAAAAUUUUAAUGUAUAAAACACUGUAGUCAUUAUUUCCUUCAAAAAUGUCCACUUUGCCAACAUUCCAAACGAAUACCUAUUUCCACCACGCCAAUGUUCAAUAUUUUUCAUCCCUAUCAGAGUAAAACUUCAUUCUCAAAAUAACACAUCUUAAUAGCUUGCCCCUUAACAAACCAUAUAUAUUUAUUAUAUGUUCAUGAUUUUAUUAAGAUAUAUAAGUUAGUCAUAAAGCCUUGUUCCCAUCUGUCAUAAUGGAUUUAAAAAAAAAAUAAGGGCCACAUGAAAUUAAAUUUAUCAUUCUUGGGCCAAUAUGUAUUUGUUUUGAGGUAGUCCCAUUGCAAUUUUUUUUAAGUUUCAAUCCAAUCGAUAUUAGUAAUGUGGAGCAAAGUGGAGGCAAUGUCACCCAAAACCUGUCUGAAGAUCUUAAAUCUGGGUCAUCUAUCUGUCCAUCUCCCUGCAUUCCCUCUGCUUCUUGCACAUACCCACAGAGAAACUGCAACUUUUACUGUUUCUAACUUGCAUUCUUUCUUCAAAAGUCACAAACACAUUAUUUUCUUGUGAAUUAAACUUUUAAUGUUUUUCCCGUUGAACUCUUUAGGCACCCAGAUCCCUAUAUACCAAAACUUUAUGAAGUUCAGAUGAAUUUCAGAACUUGCUGAUAAGGUUUUUUGACUUUCAGUCAAACAAAAAGUCAUGCAUUCGUAGCACAUAUAAACCAUGUUGCAUACUCAUUCUUUUGGUUAUGGUUGCUAUGGCAAGUGUCCAAGGUAAACUUAUGAUGCACUUUUGGUGUACAAUCAGUCAAUCACAACGUGGCUAAUCCAGCCAUGUUCCCAUUACCAGUAACUGCUUCUCAAUGGUCAGUCUCCACCAACUGUUGUAUCUGCAGUAAUCCUUCCUCAGUAGUCACUCUGUUUAGUUGCCUGUUUCCUCUUUCUCAGUAGUCAUUGUUAAAUCACCUUUCUCUUAUUCCUUACCAUUGUUCAAUCACCUGUCCCUUUCCCCCAAUUGCUAGUCUUGGUGGGAAAGCCUUCCUUCCCCCUAUUUUUUUAAAUAAAAGAUUGGCCUGAGAACCAGAGAAUUAAUUUGAUGUGACUUUAUUAAUUUCUUUCUUUCAAAAAUUCAAAAAUCAUUUAUUUUAGCUCUACUAAUCUGAAACAUAAUGUUGUGAUGGUCUUUUGAAAUGCUUUCCAUAAAGCAAUU
This is a messenger RNA of Saccostrea cuccullata (small rock oyster), 2607 nucleotides long. RefSeq lists its product as uncharacterized. The coding region runs from base 1 to 1149 and encodes 382 amino acids. The transcript is spliced from 8 exons. The record is from RefSeq and is a predicted model, not a curated record. NCBI's taxonomy places the organism in Eukaryota, Metazoa, Mollusca, Bivalvia, Ostreida, Ostreidae. Gene Ontology annotation, molecular function: ubiquitin protein ligase activity.